This is a messenger RNA of Salmo salar (Atlantic salmon), 781 nucleotides long. It is a transcript of the gene ang1, whose product is annotated as Angiogenin-1. Gene Ontology annotation, biological process: angiogenesis; defense response to Gram-negative bacterium; defense response to Gram-positive bacterium. The record is from RefSeq and is marked provisional. NCBI's taxonomy places the organism in Eukaryota, Metazoa, Chordata, Actinopteri, Salmoniformes, Salmonidae. Gene Ontology annotation, molecular function: RNA nuclease activity; nucleic acid binding.
AUACUCUGGGAGACAGAGGCCAUAACCAUCAAGAUAAGACCACACAAGAAGGCUCACUGCAGACAGGUGUCCAGGGUGACCAACAUCUAAGUUCAUCACAAACAGACCAAGUCAUGACGUUCCAGAAGGCUUUCCUGUUCCUGUUGUUGCUGUGUGCUACAGUGAUGGCCGACGUCAACCAACAAUAUAAUCACUUCCUAAAACAACACGUCGAUGGGGAAAUGACGACCCUGAAGUGUAAGAGUCAGAUGGAAAUCUUGAAUUUGAACAGGCCUGAUAGAAAAUGCAAAUUGAAGAACACCUUCAUCUUGGCCAAUCCAGAUCAGGUCCAAGCCAUCUGCACUGGUGGUGGCACACUGAAGGGAAACAAUCUGGUUCAAAGCAACAAACCCUUCAGUGUAGUCAUAUGUACACAUACAGGUGGGGAGUCCCAUCCCAAUUGUACAUACAAGGGAUCUUCGGCCACUAAGAAAGUUAUCAUUGCUUGUGAUGGAAAAUUUCCAGUGCACUAUGAUGGUGAUGUUGAUAUUGGCAUCACGGAUGGAAAGUGAAUACAUAUGAAAGGUGUGUCACCGCUAAAUGUAAGCACAACUGGAGACAUGUUACUGACAAGGCAGUGGUACUGUAGCUAGCAAAUGAGUGUAGGAGUGUUUGCUCACAACUAGAUCUCUGCUAACAAUUGCAACACUGUCUCCAAAACUGCAGGUUUCCUGUAAUGUCUACUUUCCAAGCGUAACUCAACUAAACUGCUUUGUGAAAUAAAAUAACAAAGUUGUCACUC